Messenger RNA from Sycon ciliatum, 701 nucleotides. RefSeq names its product translocon-associated protein subunit delta-like. Gene Ontology annotation, cellular component: endomembrane system; membrane; endoplasmic reticulum. The coding region runs from base 7 to 558 and encodes 183 amino acids. The transcript has 6 exons. The record is from RefSeq and is a predicted model, not a curated record. NCBI's taxonomy places the organism in Eukaryota, Metazoa, Porifera, Calcarea, Leucosolenida, Sycettidae.
UCGCGCAUGCGCACUGCGAAACUCUCAUUUUUACAUUGUAAUUCGAAGAUGGAGAUGACGAUGGAGGUCGCUGUUCUUCUUGUGGCUGUUUUGUCUCUAAGUGGACAUGCGGCAGCCACUUGCCAAUUUAGUGAUGUAUCUACCUACACCACCACGGACAAGAUGAUGUCCAGUAAAACUGUUCUCAUCGCUGAAUUCAAAGCCAAAUGCUCUUCUGAUGCUGAGGCUAAAUUCUUUGCCGCUGUCGGUGAUGAUGUUCUUCCUGUCGUGGCAUCCACUGAAAGCAAUUCGUAUGAAGUGAGCUGGAGCGGUGAGCACAAGGCUGUCAAGAACGGUCCCUACACUGUCAACAUCUUGUCUGAAGAAGGAUUUGCCGCACUCAGAAGGGCACAAAGAAGUGGUGCUACAUCAGAUGUCAAGCCCCUGAAGUCCAUCACCAUUGAGCACCCUGGAUUGGCACGAACAAGUCUCUUCAUCCAAACCGAAUUCCUUGCUUUCAUCUCUGCUCUGUUGCUGUGGUGGGGUGCCAGCAGUCUGAAGUCAAAACUCAGUGAAUAGAUUCCUAGCCUCUUUUCUUUCAUGAAAUCAUUUCUACUAACCUAGCAUAUUCUCAUGUAUAUAGCAGUCAACGUUGCGCUUCUCAUCCGGUGUGUGCGAAUUUUAUUUGGUUACUCUACAAUUUUUAAUUUGUACAAGUCGUA